GGGACAUGAAACUGGAGGAGCACCUCGUCGUCUCUUGGACAAUGCAUGAAUACUUGGAGGCAGUGCAGUCAGAUGAGUUCUACGAGAAAGUCGAAGGCGUGUUGGAGAUGGAUCUGGAUUCGCUUUCUCCGAGGCUAAGAGAAUGGGGUAUCGAGAUGACGCAGACAGCUAGCUCGAAAGAAGCACGGGUCAGGCAGAAGCAUUACCUCGCUGGUGGUUCAUGUCGGUACAUGUUCGAAAUGACCGCAGAUACGGUGCUUGAAGUGAUUGAUAGAGCGUUACUAAGUUCCCCAGAUUUAGAGCUUAUCUUUCGGGGUAGUAUAGGCCCUUCUUCGAUGCAGAUAGUCAAUCGCCUGAUAGCAACUUUCAAGAUUGACGGUGUUGUGAGCUGGUUGCCAGUGAGCAUGUAUGUUUCCUGGAGGCUUAUGCUCCAGGUUGAAGAAGAGGAGUUGACGAGGAUUUGCUCGAAAUUUGGCACACGAAGUGCGGCAGUGAAGGGAACCUUAUUCGAGUUGAUGUUUUUCAAGGAGGUGCAACGGGGCUUGAGAUUGACUUACCGCAGAAAACGUAGCAGACCAAUUAAGGCUCGGCCUUGGGAAAGUCGUAGCAUAGUGUUCUUUGAUCCGCUGCAACUCAAGAUUUCUCUCCCUACCACUUCGGUGUGCUUCAGACCGAUCAGCGAGCUUCAAGGAGGAUACGAUGCUGUGAUUGUAGACAAGGAUGCCAAAAGGGCAGUGUUUGUGCAGGUAACCGUGGCCGAGAAGCACAGUCUGAAGCUUUCUUUCUUCUUGGAUACUCUCAGGGCCCUCGGGAUUCCUGCAGGUCUUGUAUGGAAGGUCGAGAUCAUCUUCCUCAUUCCACGAGAGAGGAUGCCGGUGUUCCGGAUAAGUCCUGUCGAAGACUGCGGGGCGUUGGAGACAUAUGGAUGGAAGAAAGGCGAGGAAAGGAAGCAGGCGAAGGUUGCGUGCCUAACUUUAAAUUGAGAAUGAAUCAAAGCAAAGC
Messenger RNA from Guillardia theta CCMP2712, 1002 nucleotides. RefSeq lists its product as hypothetical. Lineage: Eukaryota; Cryptophyceae; Pyrenomonadales; Geminigeraceae. The record is from RefSeq and is a predicted model, not a curated record. The coding region runs from base 6 to 983 and encodes 325 amino acids. The transcript has a single exon.